Lichtheimia ornata is the source of this 879-nucleotide messenger RNA. RefSeq lists its product as uncharacterized. Gene Ontology annotation, cellular component: nucleus. Bases 1 to 879 code for a protein of 292 amino acids. Gene Ontology annotation, molecular function: DNA-binding transcription factor activity, RNA polymerase II-specific; RNA polymerase II transcription regulatory region sequence-specific DNA binding; zinc ion binding. Gene Ontology annotation, biological process: cellular response to starvation; regulation of DNA-templated transcription. The record is from RefSeq and is a predicted model, not a curated record. NCBI's taxonomy places the organism in Eukaryota, Fungi, Mucoromycota, Mucoromycetes, Mucorales, Lichtheimiaceae. The transcript has 3 exons.
AUGCAGCCAAACUCUGAUAAGCAACCAUUGCCGUCAUCCACCAUGAACGAUAAUAAUACAAGAACACCCGGGAAUGGACAAGCCGUAUUACGAAUUCCUAUCAACAUCAGUGGGCUUGAGCAGCAGCAGACGACAACAACCACCCGAGCUGACGAUUUGAAUGCACAAGGAAGACCAAAACGAAAACAAGUAAAGAAUGCUUGUGUCAACUGCCAAAAAGCAUGUAAAAAGUGUGAUGAUGGACGACCCUGUCAGCGCUGUAUCCGAUAUAACUUGCAAGAUACAUGUGUGAAUUCGAUGCGAAAGGAGAGGAGAAAGGGUGUCAAACGAGGACCUUAUAAGAAACGUGGGGAUGAGGGUGGAUCAUCCACAGGAUAUGAUCUCCCAGUUGGAUCAUCUUAUUCGAGUCAUCCACCCAUGGCGCAGUAUACACCUUAUGCAACUAUGGCUUUCCAGGAAGCAUUGAAUGGCCAACCUGCCCCAUCUCAAUUCAUGGCACCUUAUACAAAUCCACCGACGAUGCAUCCAGGAUACAAUCACAUGUUGUCUUAUCAAGCUGUCAUGUCGAUGAUAUCACCCGGAUCAACCUCCAACAUGUAUCAUCCAUCAUCCUCUUACUACUAUCAGCAACCAGCAGCAACAGCAGCAGCACCAGAGAAUGGCAAAGACAAUCAUCCACAACAACAAAGUUCUACCACAGCAUCCUCCAUAACGACAUCCGAUGGUGAUCAAGAUGAUGAGACUUCCAAGCUCAACUUGUUAUCCCAAUUAUGUACUGCAGCAUUGGAUCGUUUAUCGCAAACGAAUGAUCAACAGGAAGGGGAAGCUACUCAUAAUCCAUCCAAUAAUAAUAAUGGCACUGCAAAAGACAAUCAAUAA